This is a messenger RNA of Periconia digitata, 1116 nucleotides long. Lineage: Eukaryota; Fungi; Ascomycota; Dothideomycetes; Pleosporales; Periconiaceae. The record is from the annotation of a GenBank genome assembly.
ACUCGAUUUACUGUACUUCCAAUAUACACUAUACACAUAGUUACCCGUCCUCUUGCAACAAUGGCACCAACACAGACGCGUCGUCUUAUUCUCGCUAACCCACCGGAGGCCUCUCCUGUCUUGUCAGGAGAUGACGCCACCUUCAAGAUGGAGACUGUUGAUCUGCCAGAGAUCGCUCAGGGCCAAGUCCUCAUCAAGACACAAUACCUUUCCAAUGACCCAGCACAACGCGGAUGGAUUCAGGCCGGCGUAGACCCCGAGCGCAUGUACACACGACCCGUCUUCAAGGGCGAACCCAUGGUCACAUUCGCCGUCAGCGAGGUCAUUGAAUCCAAGUCGGAGAAACUCAAGGCUGGACAGCUGGUCUCUGCCCGCACCACAUGGUCAGAAUACGAUGUUGUGGAUGCUUCGACAUGCAAUCCCGUUCAAAUUGACGAGAAGGCUGGCAUCAAGCCUACGCACUUUGUCGGUGCCCUCGGUGGUACCGGAUUGACCGCAUACUACGGUCUUGUUGAUGUUGUGGGCUUCAAGGCUGGGGAGACGCUCGUUGUCAGUGGUGCUGCUGGCGCGACCGGCAGCAUGGUUGUGCAAAUCGCGAAGCACAUUGUUGGAGCGAAGCGUGUUAUUGGCAUUGCAGGCGGCGAGAAGAAGUGCAAAUGGGUUGAAAGCAUUGGAGCCGACGUCUGCAUCGACUACAAAUCCGCUGACUGGAAACAGCAACUGAUCAAAGCCACCGAAGGUUUCGUGGACGUCUACUUCGACAACGUCGCCGGCCCGAUUCUUGACGUCAUGCUCACCCGUGUCAAGCGAUUUGGACGCAUAGCAGCCUGUGGAGGAGUGAGCGGAUACAACGGACAAGGUCAAAGCAUUACCAACUGGAUGGAGAUCAUCAAGAACCGCAUCAACGUCAAGGGAUUCAUCGUCACAGACGCCAUCAUGGCCGGAAAAGCUGGAGAGUUUCUAGGAAAGCUCGUGGGUGGUAUCAAGGAAGGAAAGAUUCAGAUCGGCGAGGAAAGUGAGACGAUUGUGCCUACGAAAUUUGAAGAUAUCCCUACGACGUGGUGUAAACUGUUCGACGGUUCAAACCAAGGCAAGCUCGUCACUCAACUUAUCUAA